Messenger RNA from Xyrauchen texanus (razorback sucker), 1231 nucleotides. It is a transcript of the gene ube2b, whose product is annotated as ubiquitin-conjugating enzyme E2B (RAD6 homolog). Bases 87 to 545 code for a protein of 152 amino acids. The record is from RefSeq and is a predicted model, not a curated record. Gene Ontology annotation, biological process: proteasome-mediated ubiquitin-dependent protein catabolic process; DNA repair; protein polyubiquitination. Gene Ontology annotation, molecular function: ubiquitin conjugating enzyme activity. NCBI's taxonomy places the organism in Eukaryota, Metazoa, Chordata, Actinopteri, Cypriniformes, Catostomidae. The transcript has 6 exons. Gene Ontology annotation, cellular component: HULC complex.
CUUUACGUCACUAGCGCAUCGCACCUCCCGUCCUGAAUCUCACGGGUGCUUGCUCGUAUUGUGACACAAUAAGGCGACAUUAAAGCAUGUCUACUCCAGCGAGACGACGACUCAUGAGAGAUUUUAAAAGACUUCAAGAAGACCCUCCAACCGGUGUGAGUGGUGCACCUUCAGAAAAUAACAUCAUGCUGUGGAACGCUGUGAUUUUUGGGCCUGUAGGAACUCCAUUUGAAGAUGGAACUUUUAAGCUAGUUAUUGAAUUUUCAGAAGAGUAUCCCAACAAACCUCCUACAGUUCGCUUCAUCUCCAAAAUGUUUCACCCAAAUGUGUAUGCAGAUGGCAGUAUUUGUUUAGACAUUCUGCAGAAUCGCUGGAGUCCCACAUAUGAUGUUUCCUCCAUACUGACGUCCAUACAGUCUCUUUUGGAUGAGCCAAACCCGAACAGCCCAGCAAACAGUCAGGCCGCACAGCUCUAUCAGGAGAACAAACGCGAGUAUGAGAAGAGAGUGUCUGCUAUCGUAGAGCAAAGUUGGGUCGACUCGUAGUCCCACAUCAGCAAACAUCUCUAAGAAGUGCCACCCGUUAAGACAACACUCAAUUCAUAUGAAUAAAACCAACAAUAUUUGUGUGCUUAUUUAUUGUUUUUAGCUGCAUGAUAAGUUAUUGCUAACAGAAUUUGACAUGUAAUAUAGUUGGAUUGAUGCAGUUGAUGUUUUAAAGGAAUGCUGAAUGUUGGCACAAAUGUUGUCAAUAAGCAUCCUCUGAAAACCACCACAUAUGUAUUUGAUAAAACAUCUCAAGGGUUGACGUGUUUGUGCUUCAGAUAGAAUAAGAGGGCAUGUACAUAUAACAUUCUGAAGUUACGGUCAUUUUUCAAAGAAUGUGUGGAUAUCUGGAUGAGAAUUUUAAGGAUUGCAAAGUUAGUGUUUUGAAAGUUAGUUUUUGUGAAUUUGUCUUAUAAGAAUUUAUACUUCUAAUAUGCUGUAUAGAAAAAAAUAAAACACAUUUUUCAUUAAAGAAUGAUAUCAUUUUAAUAUAGAAAAGUACAUACACAGCAUUGCCAAUCCAACUGAUAAACCAGACUAAAAACAAUUAUGCCAAAAGACUGCAAAAAUAGAAACACUUUAAAAGUGUUUAAAAAAUGUUUAAUCUUGCAUACACCAAGGACAAAACAGCACAAGUCAAGGCUUGCCAUUCCCGGGAGGUCAAUUAAAAGUGUGCAGCAGUUCUC